UCCUGCGGCACGGCUCCUGGAAGAUAUUACCUGAUCUGUUCCUGCCUUUCCUGCAGCAGUAGCACACGCACUUUUUCGUGAUGGAGGAUUCGGUGGGCGAGGCGGAGAGGAGGGAGCAGGAGGCGCAGGGGAAGAAGCGCGGACGAGAGGAAGAGCAGGAGGCCGGCGCUGGUCGUGCGGUGGAGGGGAAGGCAGAGGUGGCGGUGGCUGAGGAGGGCGGGUUUCUCAGCAGCAUGGCGUCCAAGAUCGGCGUGGCCAUGUCGGGUGCUACUAACGGCGGCGGCGGCGGCGGCGCUGAGGACACCGGCGAAGGCAAUGGCAACGGCAACGGGAACGCGCUUGCUGUCUCUGACGGCGACGCGGAGAAGGCGGCCGGCAAUGGCAUCUUCCACAAGCUGCUGUCCAGCUCGUCUCCUUCCCCGCCGGCCGCUGAGGAAGAGAGAAGGGAAGGGAAAGACGAGGACGAAGGCGGCGAGCAGGCCGGGAUACUGAGCGCCAUGGCUUCCAAGAUCGGCAUGGCCAUGUCUGGCAAUGGAACCCACGGCGGCAGCGGGGAAGAUGUUGAUCACAGUAACGGUGAGGGCGAGGGCAAGGAGAAGGAGAUGGGAGGCGACGAGCCGAGCUCCAACGGCGGUGGGCUCGUUAAGCAGAUCAUGUCCAACCUCCCCACUUCAGACACUCGGGGGCCCGAUGCUGAGGAGGCCUCCCUGCUCAUCUCCAUCAUCGACGACUAGACUAGCAGGAGAUAGAUUUGGCACUUGUUAUUUCUGGGUGUAGUUUUACAUCGCCCAGCGUGCCCUCUUUCUUGAUGCUCAUGUUGUAACACAUGUUUGCACCUUGAUAAGUGUACUGGCCUGUAAUCGCAUUGACUGAGAACUGGUCCUCCUCGCUUAUUAUACUUGCUAGUACUCCUUGGAGUGUGAA
Messenger RNA from Triticum aestivum (bread wheat), 924 nucleotides. RefSeq names its product hyphally regulated cell wall protein 3. The coding region runs from base 81 to 734 and encodes 217 amino acids. Lineage: Eukaryota; Viridiplantae; Streptophyta; Magnoliopsida; Poales; Poaceae. The record is from RefSeq and is a predicted model, not a curated record. The transcript has 3 exons.